This is a messenger RNA of Anneissia japonica, 861 nucleotides long. Its product is annotated as dolichol-phosphate mannosyltransferase subunit 3-like. Lineage: Eukaryota; Metazoa; Echinodermata; Crinoidea; Comatulida; Comatulidae. Gene Ontology annotation, cellular component: endoplasmic reticulum membrane; dolichol-phosphate-mannose synthase complex. The record is from RefSeq and is a predicted model, not a curated record. Gene Ontology annotation, biological process: GPI anchor biosynthetic process. The transcript has 5 exons. The coding region runs from base 143 to 427 and encodes 94 amino acids.
AGAUCGGUGGACAGAUAACGCAAACAGAACGAUAACAAUUCCGCCCUCUAUAGUUUCCAGUACCAAGGGGAAAUCACCGUCGUGGUACACAGUACUUGGUUUAUGGAUUGACCUCGCUGCUGUGCAGUUAGUAAAGGUCACCAUGGCGACGAAAUUGAUGCAGUGGUUGUUUGGACUAUCCUUGUUCUUUACUGUCUGGUCAUCGCUUGUUUUCCAACUGGUACCAAUACAAUUAGACUCAAGGGUAUAUGAAAUUCUCUGGCCUCUACCAGUGUAUCUAAUCAUUGUGUUUGGGAGUUAUUCAUUGGCUGUCAUUGGUUACCGAGUCGCUACAUUUAAUGAUUGUGAAGAAGCCGCGGCAUCACUCAAACAAGAAAUUGAAGAAGCUAGAAGAGAUCUAACAAAGAAGGGAUUGAAGUUUUCAUGACCAACGCAAGAAUUCAUGUUUGAAAUCGCAGUCUCAAGUUGUCCUAAUAUUUUAUAAAAAAAGGAAUUAUAUAAAAUUAUUCCUUUUUAUAUAAAAGGAAUGUCAUUAAUAUUUUGAAUGAUAAAAUUCAUUUAUGGUUUAUGUUAAAUACCACCCUUUUUAUGUGUGCGAAUAGUAUGUAAAUUUAGAUAAAAAAAUGUGGGGGUUGGGGUGGAUAGUGGUGGGGGUAAAGUUGUAUGGUGCCAACAAUCUGGAGAACAUGACUGCAAUCAGUGAUUCAGGAUGUUUACAUUUUCAACAGGAUUAAUGUUGGCUCGCAUUCACUGAUUGUUGGAAUAUUUGAGACUGCUACAUUUAAGAGUAUCUACUAUCUAUAUAAUUCCAUGUCAAAUUCCAGUGCAUCUUAAAUAAAUUUUGUUUGCUAAUUGACAUUA